Molecule: messenger RNA, 2427 nt
Organism: Solenopsis invicta (red fire ant)
Lineage: Eukaryota; Metazoa; Arthropoda; Insecta; Hymenoptera; Formicidae
Product: actin, clone 403
Exons: 4
Coding region: 1075-2205 (376 amino acids)
Biological process (GO): mitotic cytokinesis
Source: RefSeq, a predicted model, not a curated record
GCGUUAAUAUGUCCUUAUGAUCUUUCCUUACUUUUUUCGUUUUUUGUUUAAUUUUGUUAAUUUAUGACAUAUUUGGAGAGGACUUAUUGAACGAAUAAUAGCUAUAAUUGAAUCAUAGAAUCUUGUUAGCUUGAUUCGUUUUUAGAUUUCAAUGACACAAAUUUUUUAUCUUUGAAUAAAAUUUGUUCGCUUGGAAAAUUUUUGCAAAUGGAAUUACAUUCUUUCUACACGUUAUGUUUAAAAAGAUUGUGUAGCCAGUGUAGAUUUACAGAGAGAUCACUGUGACUACAAGAACGCAGAAAAAUGCAUGCUCUAAUUACUACGCUAGAACUUCAUGCAUUUAUUGAGGAAAACACUACAAGCUGCCAGUUAUAAUUGGCAUACAUUAAAGAGCAAUUAAGUCUUUUAUUUAAAAAGAUGUGUACAUAUUGCUCUCUAAAGAGCAAGAAAUGAAUGUUAGCUGAAUUGAAUUCUACUUUGUUUCACAAUAUGUAGUUAUGACAAAAUGCAAUUUUAAUACAUGUAUUACAUUCUGUUAUACUAUACUUGUAAAAAUGAAACUUACUUUUCUUACAUAUUCUUACCCACAUUAUUUUUAAUGCUAAAAAUUAUGCUAUGUUAACUAUAUUGAAAGCUAUGUAUAUAUAUUUUAUAUUUUACAUUUACAAAUUAUAUUCUCGUUAUUAAUACAUUCACUAUGUAAUUUACAAAUUUAUAAACAAGUUUUAUUAAAUUAGUUAACUUGUAAAUUUUUUUUUUUUUAACGACAAUCGCAAGUAUUCUUUGUAUAUCUAUUAAUAUAAAGGAAAUCUAUUACUCUUAAGCCAAUUUGAAAUGUUAUUGCUCUUAAGUCGUCGUAUAAAAACGGAUAGGUAUAUUCGCGUGGAUCUGUGGGCGGAAGAGGGAGAGCUCAUAUAAAGCAACUCUUCUAGGAAGAAACGCAAUGCUUCAGAAGCCAAUGCCACGCGAGAACGUUGUACCAUCUAGUCUCUUGGUUAUCCUAUUUAUUUAUUUGCUAGAUUCGCGUCCUGUUUUAACGUUAUCGUAAAAUCAUUCGUUUAAUAUUAUUCUAAAAUGUGUGACGACGACGUGGCCGCGUUAGUGAUUGACAAUGGAUCGGGAAUGUGCAAAGCCGGAUUUGCCGGGGACGACGCUCCUCGAGCUGUAUUUCCCUCUAUCGUUGGAAGACCUCGAUAUCAGGGAAUUAUGGUCGGCAUGGGACAAAAGGACAGUUACGUAGGCGACGAGGCGCAGAGUAAACGGGGAGUUCUCACUGUUAAAUAUCCUAUAGAGCACGGUAUCGUUACCAAUUGGGACGACAUGGAGAAGAUCUGGCAUCAUACAUUUUACAACGAGUUAAGAGUCGCGCCGGAAGAGCAUCCCGUUUUGUUGACGGAAGCUCCCCUGAAUCCUAAAGCCAAUCGCGAGAAAAUGACGCAAAUCAUGUUCGAGACCUUCAAUACUCCGGCAAUGUACGUUGCCAUUCAGGCUGUUUUGUCUUUAUACGCGUCAGGACGUACGACUGGUAUAGUGCUGGACAGUGGCGACGGGGUGUCUCAUACAGUACCGAUUUACGAAGGAUACGCUUUACCACAUGCGAUUUUGCGCUUGGAUCUGGCCGGUCGCGACUUGACAGAUUACUUGAUGAAAAUUCUGACUGAAAGAGGCUACACCUUCACAACUACCGCUGAGCGUGAAAUCGUACGUGACAUCAAGGAGAAGCUGUGUUAUGUGGCCCUAGACUUUCAGCACGAAAUGGCGACAGCCGCCGCAUCGACUGCAUUAGAGAAGAGUUACGAGUUACCGGAUGGUCAGGUCAUCACAAUCGGCAACGAGCGCUUCCGCUGUCCGGAAGCGAUGUUCCAGCCGAGCUUUCUAGGCAUGGAAUCCUGCGGCAUACACGAGACGACGUACAAUUCGAUCAUGAAGUGCGACGUCGACAUCCGCAAGGAUUUAUACGCCAAUUCGGUGCUCUCAGGCGGCACUACCAUGUAUCCGGGUAUCGCCGAUCGGAUGCAAAAGGAGAUAACGGCGCUCGCGCCGCCGACCAUGAAGAUCAAAGUAAUCGCGCCGCCCGAGAGGAAAUACUCGGUAUGGAUCGGCGGUUCGAUCCUCGCCAGCCUUAGCACGUUCCAGCAGAUGUGGAUCUCUAGACAGGAGUAUGACGAAUUAGGACCAUUCAUUGUGCACAGAAAAUGCUUUUGAGAUGCCAUCGUCCGGAACGCUUCUCGACCAAUAUUAAUCCUUGGCAGUAUGCGAGAUAACUGAAAGAAUAUUUAUUUUCCGAGUAGUAAUUUAUUAUUCCCUCAAUAAUUCUUUUCUUACAUAUAUAUUUUGUCAUCUGUUGUGCUUCUUGAAAAAUAAUUGUUGAAAGCUCGCCAAUAGUUUUUUUUCUUACCAUUUGUUAAAUAGAUAUUUCUAGAUUGA